CUGUUGGACGCUCAUUUUUAGCGCCAUAUAUAAGCAGCCAUUGUUUUUUUAAUUCCAUAGUCGAACCCCAAAUCUGUUAAGUUAAAGACCUCUAAGGUUUAUUUGGUGAUGAGAAAAUAGUGAACAAAGUGUCAAAAUGUCCUGGACCUUGUACAUUGUGUGUUUUGUUUGUGUGUGUGGUGUUAAGACUCAGGUGAUUCCGGGCAAAUCCAGGACGAACGAUGGUGAUUUUAAUAAUGUGAACUCGGAUGGAUCCUUUGAUUUUGGAUACACGAACAAGGACAUAGGGGGAAGCUACCACUUGGCACAGGGAAACAUCAACGGAGUGGUUGGGGGUCGGUUCGGAGCGAGGGAUCCCAGUAACAAUGAAAUCAAGGAAACCAUUUACACAGCUGGACCUAGAGGGUUCCGCGCAAGAGGUCCGAACGUCCACCGUAAGAUAGACCUGGACCAGCGUCCGCGAGGCAACAUCGGGAACAAGGAUGACCCCUACUUCGACCCCAGUGAAGACCCCAGCUACUCUUUUAAGCAAGAAACGAGGACAUACUCCAAGAAUGAGAACGCUGAUAGCAGAGGCGAUGUUACAGGCACUUACACAUUCGUGGACGACAUCGGUGAACGACACGACGUCUCCUACAUAGCUGGUCGCGACACUGGUUUCCACGUGUCAUCAGCGCAUCCUGACGCACCUAACUUGAUUGGGACACCUUUCCACCGUAUGCCACUAGUCAGGGGAGAGGAUAAACCCAGGGGGAAGACGGCUGUGCAACGAGGACUUGACGGCUCUUACAGAUUCAUAUCCGCUGGUCCCGACCAGAGGAGAACAGAGAGCAGCGACUCUCUCGGUAACGUCAGAGGCUCCUACUCGUUUUUGGAUGACAAAGGUGUACAAAGGACAGUCCAUUACAUAGCAGGCCCUGGCAUCGGGUACCGCAUCGUGAAGAACAGCAAUGAUCCCAUCAUUCCACCAUACUUCCCCACUCUGCCCAGUUCCUUCGACCCAGCGUUCAAUGCUGUUGCCGUUGCUAGUGUAGGCUCCGUAUCACCUUCUUUUACUUCCACCGAUGUAGGAGGGGAUGAUGUUUUUAAAGGACCAGACGGCACUGCUGCUUCUGGACAUGUUAAACCACCUCCAUUCCCCACCGAAAAAGAUAGGCCAAGCAGCCAGGCCGUUAUUCCAUCCGAAAUUGAAGAAACCCCAGACAGUGGACCCAACGGGGAGACCUACGGGCCAGGACCAACCUACGUCCAAGAAACAGGAUCCGAGGACAUAUCGUACAUAGACGAGGAUGCGUCUAGUUUCUCCGGCCCCAAGCCAACUCAAGGACCAGGCAAACCGUGGCGUCCGUCCAGCAAACCGGCCAAACCUUAUAGGCCGACGAAGAAACCUUACGUACCGGUAAAACCUUCUCAAGGGACGAAUAAUAAACCCGACGAUUUCGAAGUUGAGAGUGGCGAACAAAGUAAACCAGAGUUUGCGGUAGGAUUCAAUAUACAACACUCAAAGCCGGGCCCAACUAUCAUUAGGAAUAUAGGUGAAGCAUACUUUGGUAUACCUCCUGGAGUGUCUGUCAGAGCCCAUGUACAAAGUAUUGACUUAUAUCCGUUUGGCUCUAAGCCACUUUCACCUUCUGAAGCUCUGGAGAAUGACAAACAUAACAGUCACUAAUUAAUCCCAAAAUACUCUCACUAAAGUUUAGGUGCAAAACCAAUU
Molecule: messenger RNA, 1714 nt
Organism: Maniola jurtina (meadow brown)
Lineage: Eukaryota; Metazoa; Arthropoda; Insecta; Lepidoptera; Nymphalidae
Gene: Cpr73D
Exons: 8
Coding region: 137-1669 (510 amino acids)
Cellular component (GO): chitin-based extracellular matrix
Molecular function (GO): structural constituent of chitin-based larval cuticle
Source: RefSeq, a predicted model, not a curated record